This is a messenger RNA of Zophobas morio, 1937 nucleotides long. RefSeq names its product protein phosphatase 1L. Gene Ontology annotation, biological process: negative regulation of canonical NF-kappaB signal transduction; positive regulation of canonical Wnt signaling pathway; peptidyl-threonine dephosphorylation. The record is from RefSeq and is a predicted model, not a curated record. The transcript has a single exon. NCBI's taxonomy places the organism in Eukaryota, Metazoa, Arthropoda, Insecta, Coleoptera, Tenebrionidae. Gene Ontology annotation, cellular component: cytosol; nucleus. The coding region runs from base 312 to 1745 and encodes 477 amino acids. Gene Ontology annotation, molecular function: cation binding; protein serine/threonine phosphatase activity.
AUCCGCAACGUCAACUCAUCCAGCUGAUCUCCCCGUAACCUUAACCACUUAUUUUGAAAUUAAGCAAGGUCGGAAGUUAACAAGCAAAAUUUCCAAGGCCGUAAAACCGCAAAAAAGCGUACUUCCGCGCGCUGAAAACAUGAAAACUUCCUUCGUCAGCACCUGGUGAACUCAAUUACGAAACCCGUCCGCGUCCGCCUGCUCCACAUCCAGGUACCUAAUAAUAGCAUUUUUGGAAAUUUUAGAAACCGCGUUAGCGAACCGUAACAAUGGCCAAAGGAUAGAACCGAUCCGAAACGCGCAAAUCUAGAAUGGAAGACGAACUCGACGACAAAAUCCUGUACCAAACGUACGUAUCCCACAUGAAACUCAUGUCCCGGAUAGCCUGGGGGCUCCCCCUUAACAUCUCCCCCCUGGCGUACACCUCGCACGCUUGGAGACUCCUCAAGGUGUACAUGCUAAAACCCGAAAUCAUCAUCUUCGGAACCGUGGUGUUAUUCAUGCUCAUGUACAUGCAGGCCCUCGAUGUAUGGAGUCGUAAUUUGCUAGGGCGCCUCCAGUACACCAUCAACCGGGGGGCGAAGUCCAAGGCCGAGAAACUGAGUCUGUUCACGGGCGGCGACCCCGGCAAGGCCAGCUGGGAGAUGAAGGUGGGCCCCUACGCGGCCUACGCCGUCCAGGGCCGCCGCCCCAAGAUGGAGGACCGCUUCGUGGUCAACGACAACAUCAACAACACGGGGGUGGCGCUGUUCGCCGUGUUCGACGGCCACGGGGGCGAGUUCGCCGCCAACUACGCCAAGGAGAAGCUCGUCCAGAGCUUGUACAACCGGGUGAUCGAAAUCAAGGACUUGAUCGCGGGGAAGGCGGUCACCUGCGAGGAGCAGGGCGACGACGAGAAGAAGGACCCCGAGAAGCCUGUCACCCCCAGCUUGUCGGAGCGCCGGAAGAGCUUCCGGAAGACGAGCUCCACGACCGACGAGUGCAUCAAAGGUGCCAAAGAGAUCACAGACUUCGAGUUGUUGUCGAAGUUGGACAACUUCCCGAGGGCCAUCACGAGGGAAGUGCGCCCCUCGUCGCGCCCCCAGUCCUUCAAGAAAAUCCCCUCCUCGAGCUACUACGACAAAUCGGGGGUGGUCAACUACGGGAAGUUACUGACGGACGAGGUGCUGGCGGCCGACCAGCGCCUCCUCGAAACCGCCAAGAAGACCAUGGACGUCGCCGGCACCACGGCCCUGAUCGCCAUCCUCGAGGGGUCCAAGCUGGUGGUGGCCAACGUGGGGGAUUCGCGCGGGGUGAUGUGCGACAGCCGCGGCAACGUCAUCCCGCUGUCCUUCGACCACAAGCCCCAGCAGAUGCGGGAGCGCAAGCGCAUCAAGGAAGCUGGGGGGUUCGUGACCUUCAACGGGGUGUGGAGGGUGGCGGGAAUCUUAGCCACUUCCAGAGCUCUGGGUGACUAUCCCCUCAAAGACAGGAAGCUGGUGAUCGCAGACCCGGACAUCUUGACUUUCGACCUCAAGGACCACAAGCCGAUGUUCGUCAUUUUGGCCUCGGAUGGGCUUUGGGACACCUUUUCGAACGAAGAAGCGAUCAGUUUUAUCAAGGAACGAUUGAACGAACCCGACUACGGUGCCAAGAGCUUGACGUUGCAGUCGUAUUAUAGAGGCUCUUUGGAUAAUAUUACUGUUAUUGUGAUUAAUUUUAGGGAUAACGCCUUUAGCUUCCACAGCACCGAGAAGAGUGCUUAGGGGGCUGUUUUCCUACUGUGAGAUUGAGAUUUGUUUGCUCAAGUAGAGGUUUGUACCUGGUUGAAGUGUUUAUGCGAAUUUAUUAUUUAGUGUUGAUUUUUGUGUUUCUUCAAAGAACUUUUUGUGUCAUAAUGGCUGUAAGGUUUGUUAAUUAUUGCUCUCGAUGUAUAAAAUAAACGAAAUUUUAUCCUG